UCAAAGCAGUUGCAGUUGAUUCCCGACGGGUGAACUGAGCGAAAGUAAAAGUGUGAUCCAGAAAAGAAAUUUUCAUAAAUCCAAAAAAGAUGUCGAAAAUUGGUAUUAACGGAUUUGGCCGCAUCGGUCGUCUGGUGCUGCGCGCCGCCAUCGACAAGGGCGCCACCGUCGUUGCUGUCAACGAUCCAUUCAUCGAUGUCAGCUACAUGGUCUACUUGUUCAAGUUCGAUUCCACCCACGGCCGUUUCAAGGGCACCGUGUCCGCCGAGGGCGGCUUCCUGGUCGUCAACGGCCAGAAGAUCACCGUAUUCAGCGAACGCGACCCCGCCAACAUCAACUGGGCCAGCGCUGGUGCUGAGUAUGUUGUUGAGUCCACCGGUGUCUUCACCACCACCGAGAAGGCCUCCACUCACUUGAAGGGUGGCGCCAAGAAGGUCAUCAUCUCGGCCCCAUCUGCUGACGCACCCAUGUUCGUCUGCGGCGUCAACUUGGAUGCCUACACCCCCGACAUGAAGGUUGUGUCGAACGCCUCGUGCACCACCAACUGCUUGGCUCCCUUGGCCAAGGUCAUCAACGACAACUUCGAGAUCGUUGAGGGUCUGAUGACCACCGUGCAUGCCACCACUGCCACCCAGAAGACCGUCGAUGGCCCCUCCGGCAAGUUGUGGCGUGAUGGCCGUGGCGCUGCCCAAAACAUCAUUCCAGCAUCGACUGGCGCUGCCAAGGCUGUUGGCAAAGUGAUCCCAGCUCUCAAUGGCAAAUUGACUGGCAUGGCUUUCCGUGUCCCCACACCCAAUGUGUCCGUUGUCGAUUUGACCGUGCGUCUGGGCAAGGGCGCCACCUACGAUGAGAUUAAGGCCAAGGUGCAGGAGGCUGCCAAUGGACCAUUGAAGGGCAUUUUGGGCUACACCGAUGAGGAGGUUGUCUCCACCGACUUCCUCAGCGACACUCACUCCUCGGUGUUCGACGCCAAGGCUGGCAUCUCUCUGAACGACAAGUUCGUGAAGUUGAUUUCGUGGUACGACAACGAGUUCGGUUACUCCAACCGUGUCAUUGACUUGAUCAAGUACAUGCAGAGCAAGGAUUAAAUACACAGGCUAAAUAAAAAAGAACAACAAUGUUAACUCUUCUCAAUACGCACAAACAGGAGGUGUAGCAUUUAAUUCUAUAGAUGAGAAGCAUCCGAUUUACGCAUACAAACACACGCAUUAUCAGUUUACCCAAUAAAAAAAAAACAAUUACACCAAUACAUACACCAAACUUCGUAUAUUAAUGUCACAUACAUGCCUGCAUGUGUACAUGUAGCUGUAAUUGUAAUUGUAUUAUUGUUACCAACAGAUCUUCUCUCUCCUGUUUGAUGAGCCGCGCAAACAACAGUUACAUAAAUUAUAUAACCUAAUCUCGUUACAAAUAAAAAAAAUUAAAAAAACACAAA
Drosophila nasuta is the source of this 1435-nucleotide messenger RNA. Its product is annotated as glyceraldehyde-3-phosphate dehydrogenase 2. Gene Ontology annotation, biological process: glycolytic process; glucose metabolic process. Gene Ontology annotation, molecular function: glyceraldehyde-3-phosphate dehydrogenase (NAD+) (phosphorylating) activity; NADP binding; NAD binding. The coding region runs from base 90 to 1088 and encodes 332 amino acids. Lineage: Eukaryota; Metazoa; Arthropoda; Insecta; Diptera; Drosophilidae. Gene Ontology annotation, cellular component: cytosol. The transcript has 2 exons. The record is from RefSeq and is a predicted model, not a curated record.